GAACACACCCUCUCCACAGGCCCAGGUUGCUCCAACCCUGCUGGGGCCUCAGGGCUCAGCUCUGGGAUUUCCCCACCUUUGCGGGGCAGGAGCAGCUCCUCUUGGGCGGGGAAGGAGGCAGGGCCGGCUCGCCUCCGGGUUCCCCUCUCCCGACAGACCGGAGGAGCAGGAAGCUGCAGCUCCGAGGCCCACCCAGGCUUCAGCCCCAGCGGGGAGUGCACGGAGCAGGGAAGGGAAGAGAAGGGCAGGGAGGCGGCGCCGACCCCAUGGCAGCCGACCCCAUGGAGCAGCGGCUGGGCAGCCUCCCCGUCUUCACCCGCGAUGACUUCGAGGGCGACUGGCGCCAAGUGGCCAGCGGCGGCUUCAGCCAGGUGUUCCAGGCGCGGCACAGGCACUGGCGGACGGAGUAUGCCAUCAAGUGCGCCCCCUGCCUCCCGCCCGACGCCACCAGCUCCGAUGUGAAUUACCUCAUUGAAGAAGCUGCCAAAAUGGAAAAGAUAAAGUUUCAGCACAUCGUGUCCAUCUACGGGGUAUGCAAGCAGCCCUUGGGCAUUGUGAUGGAGUUCAUGGCCAACGGCUCCCUGGAGAAGAUACUGCCCACCCACAGCCUCUGCUGGCAGCUCAGGUUCCGUAUCAUCCACGAGACCAGCUUGGCCAUGAACUUUCUGCACAGCAUUAAGCCGCCUCUGCUCCACCUGGACCUCAAGCCGGGCAACAUCCUCCUGGACAGCAACAUGCGUGUCAAAAUUUCAGACUUUGGCCUGUCUAAGUGGAUGGAACAGUCCACCCAGAUGCAGUACUUCGAGAGAUCAGCUCUGCGGGGCACACUCAGCUACAUCCCCCCUGAGAUGUUCCUGGAGAGUAACAAGGCCCCAGGACCCAAAUAUGAUGUGUACAGCUUUGCAAUUGUCAUCUGGGAGCUCCUCACUCAGAAGAAACCAUACUCAGGUUUCAACAUGAUGAUGAUUAUUAUCCGAGUGGCAGCAGGCAUGCGGCCCUCCCUGCGGCCUGUCUCUGACCAGUGGCCAAGCGAGGCCCAGCAAAUGGUGGACCUCAUGAAACGCUGCUGGGACCAGGACCCUAAGAAGAGGCCAUGCUUUCUAGACAUUACCAUCGAGACACACCUACUGCUGUCACUGCUGCAGAGUCCUGUGGCAGACCCAGAGAGCGAGGCCCUGGCCAGGAAGGUAUCUUGCAAGCUGUCGCUGAGCCAGCCCCUGGAGGUUAAUGAGGACAUCACCCAGGAACUGAUGGACAGCGACUCAGGAAACUACCUGAAGGGGGCCCUUCAGUUCUCCGACUGUGAGAAUUUGGUCCCAAGCGAUGAGGAGCUGCACAUCUAUGAGAACAAGGUCACCCCCCUCCACUUCCUUGUGGCCCAGGGUAGUGUGGAGCAGGUGAGGCUGCUGCUGGCCCACGAGAUAGACGUGGACUGCCAGACGGCCUCUGGAUACACACCCCUCCUCAUUGCCGCCCAGGACCAGCAACCCGACCUCUGUGCCCUGCUUUUGGCACACGGUGCCGAUGCCAACCUGGUGGAUGAGGACGGCUGGGCCCCCCUGCACUUUGCAGCCCAGAAUGGGGAUGACCACACUGCGCGCCUGCUCCUGGACCACGGGGCCCGUGUGGAUGCCCAGGAACACGAGGGGUGGACCCCCCUUCACCUGGCUGCACAGAAUAACUUUGAGAAUGUGGCACGGCUUCUGGUCUCCCGUCAGGCUCACCCCAACCUGCACGAGGCUGAGGGCAAGACCCCGCUCCACGUGGCUGCCUACUUUGGCCAUGUUAGCCUGGUCAAGCUGCUGACCAGCCAGGGGGCGGAGUUGGAUGCUCAGCAGAGAAACCUGAGAACACCACUGCACCUGGCUGUGGAGCGGGGGAAAGUGAGGGCCAUCCAACACCUGCUGAAGAGUGGAGCAGCCCCCAAUACCCUUGACCAUAGUGGCUACAGCCCACUGCACACUGCAGCUGCCAGGGGCAAAUACCUAAUCUGCAAGAUGCUGCUGAGGUACGGAGCCAGCCUCGAGCUGCCCACCCACCAGGGCUGGACACCCCUGCAUCUAGCAGCCUACAGGGGCCACCUGGAGAUCAUCCACCUGCUGGCUGAGAGCCGCGCAAACAUGGGUGCCCUUGGAGCUAUGAACUGGACUCCCCUGCACCUAGCUGCACGCCAAGGGGAGGAGGCGGUGGUGUCAGCGUUGCUGCAGUGUGGGGCUGACCCCAAUGCUGCAGAGCAGUCAGGCUGGACACCCCUCCACCUGGCAGUCCACAGGGGCACCUUUAUGAGUGUCGUCAACCUCCUGGAACAUCACGCAAAUGUCUGCGCCCACAACAAGGUGGGCUGGACACCUGCCCACCUGGCCGCCCUCAAGGGCAACACAGCCAUCCUCAAAGUGCUGGUCAAGGCAGGCGCCCAGCUGGACGUCCUGAAUGGAGUGGGCUGCACACCCCUCCAGCUGGCCCUCCGCAGCCAGAAGCAGGCAUCAUGACCUUCCUCAAGGGCAAGGAGCCAUCAGUGGCCACUCUGGGUGGUUCUGAGCUGGGAGCCCAAACAGAAAUUUAGACAAUUUGGCCAUGCAUGGUGGCUCACGCCUAUAAUCCCAGCACUUUGGGAGGCCGAGGUGGGUGGAUCACGAGGUCAACGGAUCGAGACCAUCCUGGUCAACAUGGUGAAACCCCGUCUCUACUAAAAAUACAAAAAAUUAGCUGGGCAUGGUGGUGUGUGCCUGUAAUCCCAGCUACUCAGAAGGCUGAGGCAAGAGAAUUGCCUGAACCCAGGAGGCGGAGGUUGCGGUGAGCUGAGAUCGCUCCAUUGCACUCCAGCCUGGGUAACAAGAGCGAAAAUUCGUCUCAAAAAAAAAAUACAAAAAUUAGCCGGGUGUGGUAGCACAUGCCUGUAAUCCCAGCUACUCAGGAGGCUGAGGCAGGAGAAUUGCUUGAACCCAGGAGGCGGAGGUUUCAGUGAGCCAAAAUUGUGCCACUGCACUGGGUGACAGAGUGAGACUCCAUAUCAAAAAGAAAGAAAGAAAGAAAUUUAGACAACUUGGGUCCCUCGCCUGUAUGGAUUGGAAUUGAUGGAAGUGCAACUGGGCUUCUGGCAGGGCGUCUUCCCUAUCUGCACUCUUCAACUGCCCCUUCGACAUUGAGAGGAGACAGGGACCUGGGUGAAGGAGGCAUGGGGAGGGGAUCACUGUGGCCGUAGCUGAGGAAUGGGCCCUGGCUUGGAGAGCUGCCUUCAACACACCCUCCAAGUCACUUUCAACAGACCCCAGCCCUCCUCCUCCUCCUUUAUGGGGACACAAGCCCCCCAAAUGAAUUCCCUCUCCAGUUCAAGACACCUAGCAUCUUUUACUACCUGCCUCUGAGUUCACAGGGGUCCUUGCAUCCUAGCAGCUCCCCCUCUGAAGAUGGAGGGAGGCACAGCGAUGAGGGAAGUGGGAUUCUCCCAUCUCAUGUCUUUUGUUCUUGGCUUCUUAUCUCAGGAUGGGGCAGGAGAGCCAGACACACGUGCUUUGCUCAAGGGGCAGAAGCUCAAAGUUCAAAGGAGGUUUCUGCUCACUAUUUAAAGUCCUAGCCAGCCACCUGUUGCCACACUGACCACACCUUUCCAGUUGCCUGGGUCUCCCUCAUGGGGGUAUAGGAAGGGCGUGCUCCAAACGUGGAUAACUCACCCUACGGAGAUGUGAGGUCCCUGGUCCAGCGCAACCCUUUAUCAUGUCCAGUUUUAUGGUCAGGUUUCAAACUCUGAAGUCAAGAAAGCUGUGGCUCUGAGUUUUCUGUUUAGAGAUGGAUUGGCCUGUGGAGCCAAGUUGCAUAUAGAGGCCAGUAGUGUUAGUAUGGUGUGCUUGUGUGUGUAUGUGAUUUGUCUAAUGUAGGGUACAUGUGUGUGCUUAUGUGUGUGUGAGUGCACAUAAAGGCAGGAGGCAGGGGCAGCAGAGGGAGUUGGAGGUGGAGGGCGGUGAUGGUGAGGGGUGGGUUAUUUGGACUCAGUAUGGAGCUUGCAGGGCUCAUUUUUGUGACCACGCUCAGGCCACCUAUCACCUUCACCUGUCCCGUUGGUUGUGGACAGAACUGUUCACACUAACUUUAUGUGACCAGAGCCCUAUAGCUCAGCUUCUAGGAGAAUAGCCAACAAUUGGGAGGGAGUAGGGACAGGAUGAGUGUCCUGGGGUCCUAACCUGCUCCUUCUACCUCCCCACACUGCUGGACAGCACAGUAGAAGCAGCCCUUCCCACUCAGGGAUGUUUUGCAAUUGUCAGAAAAAAGAAAUCAUCUGUCCCAACUAUUGGCCAGCUCUGAGCCAAGCUGAUUGGCAGGCCUACCUCUAUAUGUCAUUCUCCUGGGCUGGGCACUCCAGGCUGGGCAUGUGGCCAGCAGCCUGGCAUCAGCAUAGGGUGAGAGAGGUGGGGCAGAGGAAAUCUGUUGCCCACGUGCAGUCCUGUUGAAUUAGCAAGUCCCUUUCAGCAGAGCUAGCAGCUUUGCGUCCUUUGUCACUUGGCUUCUGGACCAUUGCUCCAGCCUGUUGGACCCUGAACCCUUCACCACCGCCUUGCCAUAGCUUAUAGCCACCGUAGAAAGCCAGAUGUGAGCCCAGGAAGCUAGAGUGAGUCCUAGAGCCAGGGUUAUAAACUGAACCCGCACAUUAGAAUCUCCUGAACAAGGGGCUUUUAAAAUGUACCAACACCUGACCCUACCCUCAACCAAUUAAACCAGAACCUCCAGGGUAGGAUCCUGGCGGGAGCACCACUAACAAUUCCCAGGUGAAUCUAAAGAGCACCCAGAGCUGAGAAGCACUGGAUCAUCCCAUGGUUUCUCUCUGUUCCCUUUUUUAGCAUAACCUUGCAGUCAAUAGCCAGCAGCCUGGGUGUCAGAGGUCUUUUUCUCUCCCAUUUGGAUUCCUGGGGACUGGAGGCAGGGGACACUCAGCUGACUGUGCCAUCCUCCUACUUCCUGCUAGCUGCCCUGCUCAAUCUCUUUAGUUUCACUGAGACUAAGCCUUAGGCAAAACUUGUAGUUAAAGAUGCCCCUAGGAGUUCUAUCUUUCCCAGAACAUGCGAGAGCAGGAGGGAGGCGGAGAAGGCACAGGGCUGUUCGCUUCUCCUUCCACUCUGAAAUCUGAGUCUAACUCUAAAUCUAGGAAUCUACAAGAGCCAGAGAAGGGUCUGGGGCUACAUACUCCCAGCCAGGGGAGCUCAGAUCAAUCAGUGGGAGUGAUCACGAGGGAACCAAAGGAGGAGAACAGUGGCAGGCUGAUCCUGUUGGAAAGGGCAGAGAACUGAGAAAAAGCCUUGAAAAAAGGAGUUAGAAAAGGCAGGUGAUCCUUUUGCACCUCAUUUUCAGUGAAUGACAGGGAUGCCAUGGAGAUGUGGACAGAACCGUCCCCGGGAAUCAUUUCAGCCCUGGUGAUCCUGAGUCUGAAGGAGAUUCCUCCACCUCCUUCCCCUAAGAGAGAAUAGGAGUGGUUACUUCAGGCCAGCCCUGGCCAACAUGGCCCCGCAUUGCCUACCAGCAUCCUCUUCUGCCCUCUCAAGCCACUCCUAGCCAGACACAGACACACACACAAACACACACAGUAUCCACUUUAAGUCCCAUCUCAACACAGCUGCCUUCUAGGACUUCCCUAGGGAUGUUUAGAAUUGGGUUUGAAUGAGGCCCUUGAAAUUCCCAAGGAAAGGAUCUCUAGUUGAAGUCCUAUUUAGGGGACACUGGGGUCAGGGGAUAAGAGUUCCCCAAUUUCUUACUAGACAUCUCCACUUGGAGGUCCCAUAGACUCCUAAAACUCAGAGUGUCCAAAACUGAGCAUUCUCUUCUCCCUCCACAAGCCUGACUUCACCCUUUAUACCCCAUUUCAAAUGAAGGUAUCCAAACUCCUAACUAGGAGCCAUUCUGGACCAGCACCGGGAGGAUGGAAACAUACAUCCGCACUGCUCAGUAGGAUAGCCGCCAGCCACAGGUGCUACUGAGCACUUGAAAUGUGGCUAGUGUGACCAAGGAAUCAAGUUUUUUUAUUUCAGUAAACUAA
Molecule: messenger RNA, 6022 nt
Organism: Callithrix jacchus (white-tufted-ear marmoset)
Lineage: Eukaryota; Metazoa; Chordata; Mammalia; Primates; Cebidae
Gene: ANKK1
Product: ankyrin repeat and kinase domain containing 1
Biological process (GO): regulation of cell cycle process; protein phosphorylation
Cellular component (GO): cytoplasm
Molecular function (GO): ATP binding; protein binding; protein kinase activity
Source: RefSeq, a predicted model, not a curated record